GCGCUGCAGCCGGGCCAGGCCGCUGCUGUGCGCCGUGUGAGCUGCUCGAGGACCCGUUCGAGGACCCGGUGGAGGAUCAGACAGAAUAACAACACAGCAGAGGAACCAUUAAACGGUCCGGAGGAGAAACCGGCUGCGAUUGUCCCUGGAGUUUAGUGUCGGACCCCCGGGAGGGAGAAGCGAAACCACCUCGUACCUGUGAGACUUGUUCUGGAGCGCAGACCCCCGGGCGGAGCUCUGCUGGAGCCGUACUCCCUGGUAGCUAGCCGGCUAACAUGCAGCGUUAGUGCCUCAAUUUGCACAAAACACUGGGAUUGAUCGCGCCGGAGUGGUGCGUGGACAUCCACUCCCCCCCCGUCACCCCUCUACCCGCAUGCAGGUGAGGUCACGCCGGCCGCUUCGUCCCGCAGAACCAGCCGGUUAGCUCGCUAGCUCGAAGGAAGGAGCGACCCGUCGGCGCAGCGGCGAGCCGGCGACCCCGCGCGUUCGCUCGGCGUGAGCACCAGCGCCAUGCCGCGGCUUGAAAGCGGCCUGUCCGCGGAGCUAACCCCGGCGAGCUAACGCUAGCUGGGCACGACAGGCCGCCUCAGAUGGUCGCUACCACCACACAGUCGGCUAAUUCGACAAGUCCCAGCCCCGCACCGGGGAAGCACCUGGAGCUUCGCCUCAUGUCCCUGCUCUGAUUAACGUGAGAGGCAAGAAACGCCGGUAAAGGGUUCACGUAGCCCGCUGGCCAUUAGCGCCUGGGCUGCUGGUUGUUUACAGUGUGCUAGCUUGUUUAUCUCUGCCGGGGACAGUUAGCAUGCGAGCGGGGAAAGAGGUUUAAUUCCUCGGGCUGAGGUUCGUGUUUUAUAAUAAUUAACCACUUCAAUACGAACAACAUCAGCCCCGUGCUCGGGUCGGACGGGACCGGAGCCAACACCGGACCGAGGUGCUGCUGCUGCGGCGUGAAGGAGAGUAUUUAGUUUGGCCCAAUCCACACAUGUGUCAACAAACCGUCUGAGGUCUGUGGUUUCAUUUCACUGAACAUCUCCCGGUGCUCCGAGCUCCAGUGGAGCAGCCUCACCCCGGAAGGCUGGGCUGUUGUUCUCCCGGAGCACAACGAGACAUAUCAGCCAUUCAUUCAUGAUUGAUGAUCUCUGAGGAGACUGUCCUUUACCCGUGUCCCAGCCCUGCGCCAAGCCACUAUCAGUCUGUGCUGUUUACCUCUGAACCACUCAUGUAACCUGGCACAGAAAGGCCACGGGACCUUUGUUUGACUUUGUGGAUGUGAGUCUUUCUCGUUACACUCCCCACUGACACCUCACUGGAGCCACUGGAGGUUGGAUGGGAACAUGAGGAGCACGCCGUCUGAUCAGGACCGGCUUCCGAGCAGCUCGAAGAUCUGAUCGGAGCACCACAGAGAGCCCGAUUGUGUGGACUGAGAACUGCAGGAGAGAACGAGAUGGGGAUGAGAGAGGCCCAGUGACAGCGCUGACCCCCCCCCCACCAGGAAGCAGAGGAGUGUCACAAGGCGGCAGACAUGAGUCUCCGCCAACCCACCUCCACGCUGGACAGCCCCUUUGCUGCUUGGCUCAGCAGUCUGACCAUCGGGGACUCGGAGCGCAAAUCCUCUGCCACUCAGCAGAGGGAGCCACCACCUGACAUCCCGCUGGAGACCACAGGUCCUGGUCUUGUCCAGAGAUGUGUGGUCGUGCAGAAGGACCAGCUCGGUUUCGGCUUUACAGUGUGUGGAGAGAGAGUCAAGCUCGUGCAGAAUGUCCGACCAGGGGGCGCAGCGGUCAAGGCCGGAGUCCAAGAAGGGGAUCGUAUCAUAAAGGUGAACGGCUCGUUGGUGUCGUCCAUGUCCCAUCAGGAGGUGGUGAAGCUCAUCAAAUCUGGGCCGUAUGUAGCUCUGACACUACAAGGACCUCCGCCAUCAGCUGCCUCCUUGCCCUUGGAGCCCCUCCACACUGACCUCACCCCCAAUCACAGAACGUCUCUAGGCGGGGAGGCUCCCCCCCCUCCACCUCCGCCCCUGCCCUCUGGACUGAGCAGCAACCCUUCCCAAAGAAUCACUGGACCCAAACCACUACAGGACCCAGAAGUACAAAAACACGCCACUCAGAUACUCAGGAAAAUGCUGGAGCAGGAAGAAGCUGAACUGCAGGACUUGAUGGAGGAGCACUCGAGGAGCCCGUCUGCGGCACUGGAGGAGCGGAUUGAGAGUGCCAAGAGGAGAGCUCACCAAGUCAGGGUCAAGAUCCAGCAAGAUGUGGAGGGAACACGAUCGGAAUCUAUCGCGAGUUAUGUCAUAGCAGGAGAAGGUCGACAAUCAGUGGACGUGAGCGAAGGAGACGUGGAGGCCUUUGAGAGUCCCCACUCCUCCCCCUCAUCCUCCUUCAGGACCCCCCUCCACCGACGACAGAGCUCCGACACUCACACCCUCUCUGAUUCGGGUGGAAAGGCCCAGAUCAUCGGCCCUGAGGAAGAGGAUGAAGAAGAUGAUGGCUAUGCAUUUAAUGAGAUGGACGGUCCAUUCCAGGACAUUGAGUUGUUGAAAUCUCGACCAGCUCACAUGACAGUGUUCAUGAGAUACGUCUUCACCCAGCUGCUGGACCCCAACCCACUGCUGUUUUACCUGUCGGUGGAGGCCUACCUGGGCUCCAGUCCUAAAGAUGCCCGCGCACUUGCACCUCAGAUCUGCUCCCAUUUCCUGGACCCGGACGCUCCGCUGAAAAUCAAAGUACGGGAGGAGUUUCUCACAGAUAUCGAGAGUCGGCUACAUGCUCAGGAGGACAUCAGAGGACCUCUGUCCGAGCUGCAGCAGCUGGUGCUGCCUGACAUUCAGGACCAGAUACAGGACUACAGGAACAAGCAGAUGAUGGGUCUUGGCUCGCUGUUUGGAGAAGGAGACCUGCAGCACCUGGACGGAGACCCCGCCAAAGAGAGACAGGUGGUGGACAGACAGGUCACCGCCCUCUGGGAGAUACUAUCGAAGCACGAAGAAGACAGAAGUUCUCCUCUGGCAUCAGCGGUCCUCCUCUACCUGCGUCACUCUGGUAUCAAGCUAAGAGACUCCAAGGUGUUCCCGGGUCUGAGUACAGAGAAGGAGAAGUGGCUCGCCUUCUUGAAGACGAAAAAGCUGAGUGGAACCAAGAAGGAAAAAGAAAAAGAUGGAGAGGAUAAGAAGAGAAAUCCCAUCCUGAAGUACAUCGGCAAACCCCGCUCCACAUCCCAGUCCACAUUCCAUGUCCCGUUGUCACCCAAUGAAGUCCGUCCUGGCAGUGUGAGGAACAUCAUUCAGCAGUUUGAGAAUCACACGGAGACGACAGGAGAGGAGGGAGGUGACGCUGCUGACACCCCAAGGCUCUCCUCCAGCAGCCUGGGAGAAGACAGCAUGGACAGCAGCCCGACGGUCUCAGUGCGUCUGGCACGCAGCGAGUCGCUGAAGGCUCAGGGAGAAGGCCGUCGGCGGGGUGUUGCCUCUGCAACAGAGUCGGUCCCCCGCUCACGUAGCGAUGUGGACAUGGAGGACUGUGGAGAGGAGCGGGAGGGGCCGGGCCUCAGGCCGCUGCAGCACAGCGCCUCGUCAUCUGCGUCCAGCAGCUCUGCACGGUCUCUAGAGAACCCUACACCCCCAUACACCCCUCGGUCUAGACGCAGGAGCGUGGACUCACCACUGGCCCUGCUACCGGACGCCGCGGCGUUGGAAGAGGAGGUGUGUGACGGUCAGAACUGGCAGGACACGGUGUCUCCUCAGCUCCUCGCCAGGCUCAGCCCAAAGGAAGUGGACAGACAGGCUGUUAUAUAUGAGCUGUUCACCACAGAGGCGUCCCACCUGCGGACCUUGAGGGUCCUGGACCAGGUCUUUUUCCAGAAGAUGAGGUCUGUCCUGAACUCUGAUGAGCUGGCCUGCAUCUUCCCCAACCUGCCUCAGGUCUACGAGCUCCACGCAAGUCUGUGCGAGGCGAUGAAGAAGCGAAGAGAAGCUCCCAUCGUUCAGGACAUCGGGGACGUCAUGCUGGCCAGGUUUGAAGGUGCGGCUGGAGACGAGUUCCAGGAGCAGGCGUCGCAGCUGUGCAGUCAGCAGUCUCAGGCUGUGGAGCUCAUCAAGAACAAGAAGCGCAAAGACCCUCGCUUCGCUCACAUCAUCCAGGAGUGUGAGGCGAGUCCACACUGUCGGAGGCUGCAGCUCAAAGACCUGCUGGUUUCAGAGAUGCAGAGAAUCACCAAGUACCCUCUGCUGCUGGACAACAUCAUGAAACACACCGAGGCCGGUUCUUCAGACCUCCCCUCACUACAGCGUGCCCAGGCUUGUUGCCGAGGAAUACUGCAGGUCGUCAAUGAGGUCGUCGGGGAAACCGAACACAGGCAACGUCUCAGCCAAUACCAACGCAGACUGGACGCUGCCCCUCAAUUCAAGAGUUUGGACCUGACCACAAAGAGAAUGAUCCAUGAAGGUCCUCUCACCUGGAAAGUGAGCAAAGAUAAGCAGAUAGAGAUCCAAGCGCUGCUGCUGUCAGACUGCCUGGUCCUUCUGCAGAGGGGCCCAGACGACCGGCUGCAGCUGCGAUAUCCAUCCCGCUGGCUGGGUGGGGGCAGCGUCGGAGGCAGCGGAGACAGCAAGACGUCCUUCAGCCCCGUGGUGAAGCUGGACUCGCUGCUGGUCCGCCCAGUAGCCACAGACAACAAAGCGCUCUACAUCAUCAGCACCACCGAGCGGCAGAUCUACGAGCUGGUGGCUGGGACGUCAUCAGAGAAAAACACAUGGAAAGAUUUACUUGAAAAGACUGUCUCAUCGGCCGAUGGCUCGUCACCUCUGAUCAAUCAUGGGUGUAUUCCGAUACCUUCUCCCAGUACACGCAGUGCAUCCCCAGUUUCAACCAGCAGCAAUGUCUAUGCAGACAACUCAUUGACGGAGCAGUCCGUUUCCAUGGAGACUCAUUCCUCCAAUGACAUGGCGCUCUCUGACAACACACCCAUGGACCAAUCGGGAGCUUUCAUCUGUGGUGAAAGACGAACAGUUUGUGUGGCCGAGGCCGCUUUACAGGACGUUGAAACACUGCGGCGGCUCAUAAUAAGAGACCUCGAGGAGGAUGGAUGGAGCCAUGACUCGGAUGACACACCCACCAACGAGACGGCCAAUGAGGGGAGCUCACUCAGUGAAAGGCAGCGACCGGAAUCUUUGGAGACCAUCCUGAACUUCAGCACCAGCGACUGGGAGGCCGAACCUGAAGAGGUUCCACCCUCAGACGCUGACCCGCCCUGCGUCCAGGUCGUACGGACAGCUGUGGUUGCGGGUCCUCCCCCUUCUUCUUCUUCUGUCCCUGAUGGCAUCACUGAUGAUGUCGCCCUCCCUUCCGACCAAUCGUCCAAGCUGAGAGGCGAAGCUUCUACGCAGGGGAACACUUUCUACUUGGUCAUGCCGACAGAGCUGGGAGAGAGCGUCUCCGACGACCUCAUCGACCCCCCCGCCGCCUGCCACUUCCCUCAGCCUCGGGAGGAGGUGACGUCACCGCAGAUGCAGCCGGAGGAGGAGGAAGCGCCAGCCUGUGGUCCGGAGCCCAACCAAUCGGAGGCUACGCGACAGGAACAGGAAGACGAAACGGGUCCAUCGCAGGCCGGGCACCAGAGUAACGUGAUCAAAAACGUGGACGAGAUUUUCCACACGAUCGAGGGGUUAAUGAGCAAGUUGCGUCACCUGAAGGAAAUAGAAAAGGAUCAUCACAAGCUUUUGAAAACCAUCACUGAGCUGUCUGUCAAUCAGGAGUCAGAGGACCAGCAGUGUCACUCGGCAACUGUCUCCAGGACGCCAUCGCUGGAUCGCGGCUCGGGAGACGUAAAAGAAGUUAGUGCUGCAGAACCCAAGAUUCAGUCGACUGGAUUCUGACGUCCCUCCAGAGCGGAUCUACUUGCAGUCAUUCACUUUGGAUUGAUGGCAUACGGACUCAACCAUAAGGACCUGCUGUCAGACUCGGCCACCCUCGCCCCCAUCUACCCUUUGCCCCUCGUCCUUGCAUGCACCGACCAGUGGAGCAGAGCCGAAGAAGCACCGCAGCCACCGCUUUAGUUUUUCUGGUUCCCACGGACGCCGAGAAGCCGGUCGGACUCGUCAGGAUUUCUGAGGAUCCGUGUGACCGUUUGUCUUCUACCAGAGCAGGAGGGAGACGAGGGGCAAGUGAGGAACACGUAUGAAAGGAUUUUUUUUUAAAAGGCAGAAGACAAGUUGACGAGUGAGGAGAAAAGUAAAAGUCGGAGGAACUGAAAGUUGGAUAUUCGUGAAGGAAGAUGAGUUUGCGUGUCGUGCUUUCAAAGAGCUGGUUGAAGGAACGGAGCAGAAAAGUGUUGAAAUGUUUAAUUUAAGGAAAAAUCCAAGGGACCAUCAUCCCAGCACUUUACCCACAAUCCAUCCCUCUGUCAUGGACAUCCUCUACAGUGGACAGAUCAGGGACUGGACACACCUUGGGCUGCAUACACUUAAGCAAAGAGGACCCCCCCCCCUGUUCCACUGGUUGCUUUACACUGAGUUCACCUGCCACGAUGGCUGAGGACUGUGUCUAUAUAAUUCAGGUUAUUUGCACUGGGUAAGGAAACCGAUAUCACAUACACACAGAGCGAUGUUUCACCAUUUCACUCAUUUCAGACGUUCAUAUUCCUCCUGAGAAACAAUAGAGUUAUUAUCCGUGGGAUCAGUUGCAGCUCUGCUGUUAUUUCCUAAGUCAACAUGUUGAUUGUUCGAGUUUCAGCUCUGGAAACACUACUGCGCUGUUUACUACUGAAAUGCUGGCAGGUUUUAUUUUCGGCGCUGCUUCAGAGGCGCACAGGGAUCUCAGUUACUAACACAACAAGCUCAGCGGAGUCACGCAGCUGUUCCCACCACAUGAAGAAGUGGACGGGGAACGUUUGGGAGACUUGGGGCUAGAUUUAACGACGGGUUUAAUGUUGACGGCGAGCGAAAGGAAACAGGGCGAACACAGAUUCAAACUCAGAAACUUGAACUUUCAGUGAAAACCUGUUCAUCCUAUCCAACACAUAACAAUUGCUGCCAAAUAUUGCCGCCAACAUUGCCUGUCUACAUUUUCACUGUGCAUCCUUUAGUCCUCUCCAGUGUAUUAAGUGUGUGUCUGUGAGUGUGUGUGUGUGUGUGUGUGUGUGUGAAUGCCACAGUAAAUACCAGCAUCUUCUCCCCAAUCCACUGGUCUCACCACACAGUGUUUGUGUCCCACAUCCUAAAGCCAUGAACAGGAGCAGCUUCCCAAUUCAAAAUGAACAGAACAGAACUGCCUGUUGCUUCAAAGAACAUUUUGAGAAAUGUGUUUCUUUGCUUUCUGCAGAGCGUCGGAUAAGAGGAUUGAUACCACUCUCAUAUCUGUGCGGUACAUAUGAAUCCACGGCUAGUUAGCUUAGCAUCAACACAGGAAACGAGGGACACAGCUAGCCUGCCAUGUCAGCGCGAGACAAACGAGAUGCAUCAUGUUAAUCCAUGAGCUUUGUAGGUGCGGGUCCGUGGAUUGUGUUCCACGGACCCACACCACCUCUGUGGUAUUGAUCUUCUUAUUUAGCUCUGUGCAUGAACGCAAAUAAGCGUAUUUUGCUCUGACUAUUUUUGGAUCCAAUGUAGAAGUAGUUCGUCCCUGACGCUCACAAACGUUUCGUGUAACCAGCCAAGACUGACACUUCAGCCAAGUCUUGAUCUGUCUCUCUAAUGCUCGUCAACACUAGACAGAAGAUAUGUAUUUAAACUGCGAAAUCACUUCUUUAUGAGAAGUUCACCUGUUUUAUUGUAUAUUUGUUUUUCGCCUCUUUGUCUAACGAAGCCGGGCGGAACCACACUGGACUGAAUUUUAUUUGAGCUGGUUUCAAAUACGACCCGGGGACGGUUUUAGUGAGUUAGCCGGCCUCUUCACCAGCUUCAGACCCGACGACCCAAUCACAGCUUGAACACUAUCAGCCACUGAAUCUACUGUUAAAGGAGACAUACGAGGCUUCUUCUGUUUUUCUUUCCUCUAGUGUGUUGUAUGGAUUUUUUUGUAACUGUAAAAAUUCUCAGUUCUGCAGUAAAGGAAGCCCCCCCCCCCUCCUCCACACACACAGCCUGGUCGACACUUCCUCUUCAUAGUGACAUAAUAAACACCCAGCAGCUAGAUUGGCACGCCCCCUAACAACGGCAGGUAGAGCAAGAGCAAGCAAGUUCCCACAUGUGCUGCAUUUCCUUGACCAAUCAGAGCAGACUGGUCUUCAUCAGGAGGGGGGGGGGUCUUAAAGAGACAGGAGCUAAAACCAAGUGCUUGAGACAGAGGCUGAAAAGAGGGGCUGCAGCGAUGGACAGUCUGAGGACAGUAAUAACACAAAUUAAAGUUAUCAACCUGAAUAUGUGGGAGGUUUUCACUCUUUAGCCAGCGCCCCCUAGAGGAGCAGGAGUAGAUGUACAGGUUUUUGAUGACUGAACGAGAGCUGUGCUACGAACAACACGGACGGCUCAGUUUCUCCGCUGAUCCCGUGUGAACCGACAGAAGAAUUUGUGCUAAAAUGUAAAAAACGUUCUACCAAAGUGAAUUCUGUCUCCGCAGGUGUUGAAGGGAACAUUUUCUCUUUUUCUUCACGUGUUUGGCUGCUGUUGUUUCAAGCAUCUCACACCAGGAAAUAUAAAACAUCUGUAAUAUGAACAUAUUUCCAUAUCAAGCUGUGGACACAGGCAUCACACAAAGUAAUGAGUUUAUCAGAUUAUCACAGGUGGUUGAACCCAACAUUUUGGAUCUCCUCUUCUUUAUUUUUAAAUAUUCUCCUCUUCUUUCCUUCCACUCUAACUACAGCAUUUUUUUUUUUUAUCUCCAAUUUCUACCUCUAUACUUAACUUUCUUUACAUCUUCUAUUAUUUCUUUUUGUUUCUCACACAUUGACAUCAGCGUUGUGGCCCUAACCGGCUUUAAAGAAGCUAUAACUGAUUCCUUUUUUUAAAAAAGUUAAUGUUGCACAAACAAAACUCCCCUGCACGGUGCAAACUACUGUAUGCAUACACACGUCUUUAACUAUCAUCUCAUUGUCCUUUUAUUUUGUCUUUUUUUUAAAUCUUGUUCACACAUGUAAUAUAGAGAAAUCAGACCCACUUGUUUUAUAUAUGUUAAUUUUUUUCUGUAAAGCCUUAGUCCUCGUAUUUGAUUUUAUUUUUGUAGAUAUGAUUAAAAAAAGAAAAGGAUGUAUAAAUUAUUUUCUUCGCCCUUGUUUUUAAAAUUGGUGAGAUUGUUAGCUGCACAGAAGGAAAAACGGAGCUCGUGUUUCAGAUUCAUGUGUUUUGUGAGAUUAAAAAGAAACUGGAUAAAGAAA
Molecule: messenger RNA, 9306 nt
Organism: Hippoglossus stenolepis (Pacific halibut)
Lineage: Eukaryota; Metazoa; Chordata; Actinopteri; Pleuronectiformes; Pleuronectidae
Gene: arhgef11
Product: Rho guanine nucleotide exchange factor (GEF) 11
Exons: 42
Coding region: 1523-5872 (1449 amino acids)
Biological process (GO): G protein-coupled receptor signaling pathway; intracellular signal transduction
Cellular component (GO): cytoplasm
Molecular function (GO): guanyl-nucleotide exchange factor activity; G protein-coupled receptor binding
Source: RefSeq, a predicted model, not a curated record